AUGGAACGUACGAGGAACAAAAAGCCUUCAAAGGUUAAAGAAAAGCAGAGUAGUCCUCAGUAUCAAAAAAAAGUUUUACAACAUAAUGCCAACAAAAAGUCUAACAACUACUAUAAAACGGAAGACUCGGACUCGUUGUCGAGUGUGGAGAAUGCGAGAAAAGUUGCGCCGGAGAACGCGCGACGGUCGAGCCCGGCGAAAAAUUUUUUGCACAUUCCGAAAAUCGAGCCGCCAAUGUUCAAGGCGAGCCCGUGCUCGCCGAGCACAACAUCGUCGAGCGGGCAACAUCCAAUGGCGAAUGUGCCGCCAAAAAUGGAAAUCGACACUACACAAGCUUCUCAUAGUAAAAUGGCAUCGAAAAUCAAACCAGCGGUUGAUUUGUAUGGGCUCGACGCGGAAUCGGAUAUCGAGACGGAGCCCGGGUGCACAAUAAUGAAGCAACGGGGAAAGAAGCGGCUGAAAACGAAAUCGCCGAGUGUGGAAUCGCAAGACCGAAGCUCGUCGGAGAAGGAAUCGAAAUCGCUUGUGGAGAAUGAGGAGCUAAGAGAGAAGUACACGUUCACUUUUAAAGAGCUGGCGCGGCAAAGUGAGCAGACGAAUCUCGACGAGCAACGAGAAGAAUACACUGGACUUCCUCUCGAUCCGGUUGAUCGUGAUUGCACGGCAUUUUUGCACGCGGCAAACAAGAAAAAGAAUCGCUAUGAGAAUAUUCGAUGUCUUGAUAAAUCGCGAGUUCGAUUAACGUUCAUGUCGAAAAACGAGCCGGGAAGUGAUUAUAUUCAUGCGAAUUAUGUGACUAGCCGAUAUCUCAAACAUCGAUAUAUACUAACACAGGGUCCCAAGAAAUUCACAAUUGUUGAUUUUUGGAGAAUGAUCUGGCAAGAGAAGACAACUGAAAUCGUGAUGCUUUGCAAUUUCGUUGAGCACAAUCGUGAGAAAUGCUCGGAAUAUUUUCCAAGAAAUCAUAGCACAUCGAUGAAAUUCGACAAACUUUGCUUGUCGUUCGAAGAUUCGACAACUGACAAAAGCGUAGUGACGACAAAACUGCGGCUAGAGUACAAUGGCGAGAAGCGAAUCAUCACUCACUUCCAAUGGGUCGAAUGGCCCGAUUAUCAAGUUCCUGGCUCAUCGGAAACCAUGCUUCGAUUGUUGCGCAAAAUUCGCGGCAAAAAAAUGCCGCCAGUUAUUCAUUGUGCAGCCGGCGUUGGAAGAUCCGGCACACUGAUGGCGAUUGAGAUUGCCCUAAUGGCGAUCAACAAUUUCCAUCUUGUUCCCGAUUUCAAGCAAAUUGUGACGAGCCUGCGAAUGAAUGGAAGAUGCGGUGCUGUUCAGACACUUCAGCAGUACAUGCUUAUUCGAAAAGUUGUUCUGGAUUUUGGCGCGGCACACAGAUGCGAUAGAGGAUGUCCUACAACACUCGGAAUACGAAAAAGCGGCGAAAAUGAAUUUGGCGACGAUGUUUCGAUUAGGGAACGCUCGAAGAAGACCAAUCUAGGAAUUAUAGUUUUCAAAAUAUGCCUUGGAUUAUUUUUUAUCGGAUUCGCAACAGGUUGUAUUAUCUACUCGGUUCUCACAUCUGAUGAAUAUGUUCACCCGAACAAUGGGGACUCGAUGUAUUUCCCAUACGAUUUGAGCCAAUAUUGCGAUGAAGGAACACUAACAUGGACGAACCGAACUGGAACAAGGAAUGAUUAUAACAAAAUAUCUGUUGGAAUCAGCUGGCUUCAAGAUGCUUCUAGAAAACGACUUUUCCAUCGAAUUGGUCUCGAACCGAAUGAUAAGGAUUGGAUCAACUCAUUCUAUGUCUUUAUUAAUCAUUCUUUCAUCCUUGACAAGACUGGAUGCCGACGAGACCCGACCGGAUAUGAUCAGUUCCUAGCAAAUUUGGGAUUUGAACAAAUCCGAAAGGAUCGAACGGAAGCGUUCAAAAUCAAGGACAGUUUUGUCAAAGUCAAUUAUUAUGAGGGAGAGCCGCCGCUUGACGUGAAAAUUGAGGGACGACAUCCAGCAAUUAUUCGAGCUUAUUCCUCAAUUGAAAACACUUUUGACUACGGCUGGGAAUACAUUUUCGCGUCAAAUGAUGGCUCGACAGGACUUUUCCGCAAAGAAUAUUGGCUUGCUGGAAUGAAGCCGGGAUCUGUCGAUUAUUCAGUUUUCGAGAAUAUUCCGGAUAUUUGCUAUCAAUCGCAGGAUUUUUUGGACACAAAUCGAGUUGAAGAUCAUAAAUUUGAUUAA
This is a messenger RNA of Caenorhabditis bovis, 2235 nucleotides long. The record is from the annotation of a GenBank genome assembly. NCBI's taxonomy places the organism in Eukaryota, Metazoa, Nematoda, Chromadorea, Rhabditida, Rhabditidae.